Wallemia mellicola CBS 633.66 is the source of this 757-nucleotide messenger RNA. RefSeq lists its product as hypothetical. The transcript has 2 exons. Lineage: Eukaryota; Fungi; Basidiomycota; Wallemiomycetes; Wallemiales; Wallemiaceae. The record is from RefSeq and is a predicted model, not a curated record. The coding region runs from base 4 to 582 and encodes 192 amino acids.
AUUAUGGCAGACAGCUCAUCAAGCUCGACUUCCAUCAAUCCUAGGGGCACUUAUCUUUUUCAUCCACAUGGAGACGAUGAUUUUGAGAUGUUUGCUGUAAAACCUGGUCAAAGGAUUGACACUUCUGACAGGCUUCCAGUUUUGCACACCAAUAUUGGCUUCAUUAGUAGCAAAAUUGAAUUACACUCGAACGUCGAAGCGAAAUGCAUUGCUACUUCUAAGCGGGGAAAGAGGUUUACUGGGAGGAGCAGCUACGAAGUCACAGUAAUUGGCUCACCACCAGUUAGCUUAGAUAGAGAAAGUAGAUGGGGAACAUCAAACAGAGUGUUUAACCUCUACGAUGACUCACAAUGUCGUGUAUUAGUCGAAUACACAGAUUUUACAAUAGAGGACGCCGCUAAUGGGAGGGUACUUGCUACCUACAAGAGUAAGGCAGGCACAACAAAGAAGGAUGGAAUUCUCACUCUCUCCGCGAAUGAUAUCGAAAAAGAAUCUGUCAAGCUGAUUUUUAUGGUCGUCCUUGUUAUGGUGAAGCUUCUGCGUGAUACAGGCAACUAUGAUGAUUUUUCAUCGAGCGAUUAAACUUAAAUACGAUCCUUGAAAAAAUAAAUACCCUAAUGGUUCACAAGCGAACAAAAUGUCAAAACACGGACAUGAUCAAACGGAUAACCUGUAAAUUAUUGUACGGAAUAAUUGGAAAUUGAAAUAUCCUAAAGAUUUUUAAUUGUUGAUUAAGUAUAGAGAAUGGUGCUAAAAG